AUGCCCUCCAACUUCCCUUAUUCCCCUGCCAUCACCAUCAUCUUCCUUCAGGACUUUAGGGGCCAGUUUGGCCGCACGGGGGUUCGAUCCCGCGGCUUCAUCAUCCCCCAGUUCAACAUCUCCUUCCUUCGCAUGCCCUCCAACUUCCUAGUCCGGUCCAGCCCUGUGGGCGUGGCGUCCAGUGCAGGUGCGUGGAGGGUGCAUCUGGAUAGGCCUGACCCGAGCUGGUUCAAGCUGCUGCCCCACACCCACUACGUUAUCUUCAGCGCUGGUCACUGGUUUAUAAACGUGAGUGGGUAUGUUAAUACGGGCCAAGAGCUGCAUGGACAUGCGGGGGCAGGUGAUGAACGGCACGAGGAUGCUGUGGGCAGAGAGGAAUACGGAGACACUGCAAGCGAGAGACGCACAAGUGAAGGUGCGUUUGAGCUGGGUGCUGAAUUGGGGGGUGGGGAGGGGGGGGAGAGGAAGAAUGAUGUUGUGAUGAAUGGGACGAGGAUGCUGUGGGCAGAGAGGAAUACGGAGACACUGCAAGCGAGAGACGCCCAAGUAAAGGGUGAUGAACGGCACGAGGAUGCUGUGGGCAGAGAGGAAUACGGAGACACUGCAAGCGAGAGACGCCCAAGUAAAGGGGAGGGUGAUGAACGGCACGAGGAUGCUGUGGGCAGAGAGGAAUACGGAGACACUGCAAGCGAGAGACGCCCAAGUAAAGGGGAGGGUGAUGAACGGCACGAGGAUGCUGUGGGCAGAGAGGAAUACGGAGACACUGCAAGCGAGAGACGCCCAAGUAAAGGGGAGGGUGAUGAACGGCUCGAGGAUGCUGUGGGCAGAGAGGAAUACGGAGACACUGCAAGCGAGAGACGCCCAAGUAAAGGGGAGGGUGAUGAAUGGCACGAGGAUGCUGUGGGCAGAGAGGAAUACGGAGACACUGCAAGCGAGAGACGCCCAAGUAAAGGUGCGUCUGGGCUGGGUGUUGAAUUGGGGGGUGGGGAGGGGGGGGAGAGGAAGAAUGAUGUUGUGAUGAAUGGGACGAGGAUGCUGUGGGCGGGGAAGAACACCAAGACACUGCAAGCGAGAGAUGCUCAAGUGAAGGUGCGUUUGGGCUGGGUGCAAGCACAUACCCUCUUCUUUUCCUGCGUGAAAAUGAGGGGGGGAGGUGAUGGUCGGGACGCGGAUGCUGUGGCCGGAGAGGAACACCAAGACACUGACGCCCAUCACUCCCGUCAAUCUCACCCUUCGCUCUCUCAAAUCUCCCUAACCCUCCACCUACACUCCCGCAACCCUAUUUCUCUGCCCUAUCCCUUCGCUGCUGUUCUCUCCAGGCAUUCAGCUCCUAUCCACAAUUCAAGAUAG
Closterium sp. Naga37s-1 is the source of this 1350-nucleotide messenger RNA. The record is from the annotation of a GenBank genome assembly. NCBI's taxonomy places the organism in Eukaryota, Viridiplantae, Streptophyta, Zygnematophyceae, Desmidiales, Closteriaceae.